AUGGACUCUCCUCAGUUCAAGGACCAGAGCGUCAAUGGCAAAGAUGCCUCCAACCCAGAGAGCGCUCGCGGCUUCCAACCACGACAUGGCGAGAAUGGCGUCAUCAAGGUGCAGCCUCCCCGUCGCGAAGAUCUACAGCCCAGCUAUGCGCAAAUGCUUCAGGGCGACACCGACGAGGUCACCCACGGCUGGUAUGGUAGCAUGAUCAACAGCCUCGGUUCCUGCGUGGGUUUCUUUGGCGCUGUCCCCUGCUGCAUCGUCUGCCCCAACCCAUACAAGCCCGUCUCGCAGGGUAACGUUGGCCUCGUCACGAAGUUCGGCAAGUUCACCAGAGCUGUCGACCCUGGUCUCGUCAAGAUCAACCCUCUCUCCGAGCGCUUGAUCCAGGUCGAUGUCAAGAUUCAGAUCGUGGAGGUGCCUCGCCAGGUCUGCAUGACCAAGGACAAUGUCACACUCAACCUCACCUCAGUCAUCUACUACCACAUCACCUCACCUCACAAGGCCGCCUUCGGUAUUUCUAACAUCAGACAAGCCCUUGUGGAGCGCACUCAGACCACACUUCGUCACGUUGUCGGUGCCCGCGUUCUGCAAGACGUUAUUGAACGCCGUGAAGAGAUCGCUCAGUCCAUUGGCGAGAUCAUUGAGGAUGUGGCUAUGGGCUGGGGUGUCCAGGUUGAGUCUAUGCUCAUCAAAGACAUCAUCUUCUCGAACGACCUCCAAGACUCCCUGUCCAUGGCUGCGCAGUCCAAGCGUAUUGGUGAAUCCAAGGUCAUUGCCGCUCGUGCUGAAGUCGAGUCCGCCAAACUCAUGAGACAGGCCGCCGACAUUCUCAGCUCGGCACCCGCAAUGCAGAUCCGUUAUCUCGAGGCUAUGCAAGCUAUGGCCAAGACUGCCAACAGCAAGGUCAUCUUCCUCCCUGCGGCAAACCAGACCAUUCCCGAGAAGGCUAUGGCACAAGCACUCGACAACGGCGAAGGCCCAAGCAACUACCAGUCCAAGCAGAGCACCGGCAACGCCUUUGAUCUCAGCCCUAACGACGGCUUUCAGCAAGCAAUGAAUGCUCGAGUGAUUGAGAAUAUCUAA
This is a messenger RNA of Cyphellophora attinorum, 1083 nucleotides long. RefSeq names its product putative band 7 family protein. The coding region runs from base 1 to 1083 and encodes 360 amino acids. NCBI's taxonomy places the organism in Eukaryota, Fungi, Ascomycota, Eurotiomycetes, Chaetothyriales, Cyphellophoraceae. Gene Ontology annotation, cellular component: plasma membrane. The record is from RefSeq and is a predicted model, not a curated record. The transcript has 2 exons.